Melampsora larici-populina 98AG31 is the source of this 2262-nucleotide messenger RNA. RefSeq lists its product as uncharacterized. Gene Ontology annotation, cellular component: cytosol. Gene Ontology annotation, molecular function: GTP binding; GTPase activity. The record is from RefSeq and is a predicted model, not a curated record. Bases 26 to 2035 code for a protein of 669 amino acids. Lineage: Eukaryota; Fungi; Basidiomycota; Pucciniomycetes; Pucciniales; Melampsoraceae. The transcript is spliced from 4 exons. Gene Ontology annotation, biological process: ribosomal subunit export from nucleus.
UACCAUUCACGGUCAUCAAAUCAAAAUGCCACCUCCAAAAAAACAAACACACAACCAUGGACUGGGAAAAGCCAUCAUGAACCAUCGAGCCAAAAGUCGAGUGGUCGACCGAGAAAGAGAAUUGCAUACCACAGAAGUUUAUGACAACAAACCCAUCUCAGUGACUCAAGAAAAUGAUCUGGAGAACUUCCUCAACACAGCUGCUCUUGCCGGUACAGAUUUCACUGCCGAACGUCAAAAUAUUACCAUCCUUCCUGGGACCGGUCCUGGUUCAUCUUCUACGGCUGCAGAUCCAUAUUUACUAACACCGGCUGAGCAAGCUAAGUUAGAAGCUGUACAUCGUGAACAUCAAAGUCUUUUACAAGUGCCUCGCCGUCCGAUUUGGUCUAGAGACACUACUCCAGCUCAACUCGAAAGAGCCGAACGUGAUGCAUUCUUAGCUUGGCGUAAAGGAUUGGCGGAAUUAACUGAUCAACAAUCAUUAUUACUUACUCCGUUCGAACGAAACUUGGAAGUUUGGCGUCAACUUUGGCGUGUUCUAGAACGUAGUAAACUGAUUGUUCAAAUUGUUGAUGCGCGUAAUCCACUUCGGUUCAGGUGUCAAGAUCUUGAAAAAUAUGUAGAAGAACUAUCAAAGUUAGAAGAUAACCCCUUCGCUGCUCCUCGAAAGAAUUUGUUGCUCAUCAAUAAAUCGGAUCUUCUCUCGGAAUAUCAACGAGAAGUGUGGGCUGAUUAUCUUGAAGGACAAAAUGUCGAAUAUGCAUUUUUCUCGGCUGCUGAUGCCGCUGCUUUACAAGAAGAAGAAGCAGACGAAACCGCUCAAGCAGAUCAAAGUUCCGACGGAAGUUCUUCUGGAGAACAUGGUGAUCAUGAAGAAAGUGAUGAUGAGGAAGAGAAGGAAGAGGAUAACGAAGCGAUUGUCGGACCUCCGCAACUGAGUUCCACUUCCACGCAAGUCGAUAGUAAUCUUGCUAUUCCUCAAUCAGCGCCCAAUCCUUCAGCUAGCAAGUCAUCUCGCAAAGACCGUACGAAAAUAUUGACAGUCGAAGAACUCGAGGACUUAUUCAUUCUUCACGCUCAAGAUGACCCUACGCCUACCAAGCCUGAUGCCGCCCAUGAUUCUUCUACGCUAUCAGAUCCAACGGAUACUGAAACAGUGAAGAAACUCGUAGUGGGUUUAGUUGGAUAUCCCAACGUUGGUAAAUCAUCCACCAUCAAUGCACUCGUUGGCGCCAAGAAAGUAUCAGUAUCCGCAACACCCGGAAAGACGAAACAUUUCCAGACCAUUCACCUAUCACCGCGUGUCAUCCUCUGUGAUUGCCCUGGUCUAGUCUUCCCGCAGUUUGCCUCCACAAAGGCUGAACUCGUUUGUGAUGGUGUGUUACCAAUCGAUCAGAUGCGCGAACACACUGGGCCUGUCGGGCUUCUCGUUCGACGAAUCCCUCGCGCGAUCCUCGAGGCUACCUAUGGUCUUCAAUUCAACCCAGACGAAGACGUGACUGCUACAGCGCUCCUGUGCGCUUAUGCCGUCGCGCGGGGUUUGUCUACCGGUGGUGGUGGACAAGGUCGCCCUGACGAAUCACGUGCUGCUCGUCCGAUCCUCAAGGACUAUGUCAAUGCCCGACUCUUGUAUUGUGAACCCCCGCCAGUACCUGGAAUCAAGCCAGAUGAGUUCAAUGCCGCUGGCUUACGUUCCAACAUCGUCCCACGCAAGCUGGCACCUAUCAACCGAGUCCCAGUCAAUGCCGAUACCUACAUUCGACCUACUGGCUCGCGACGAGCGGAUGCUUUGGAUCAAAGUUUCUUCCAAUCGGUGGCCCUUCAUGGUGUUGCACCCGUUCCAUCUGCACACUUUCUAGUCAAAGGUCGUGCCGCUCAACUCGAUUGUCCAACUCGUUUGAGACUUGUACCAGGGGAGGUACAGGUACUAGGACCGAAUGGCUUGCCCGUCACAGGUAAGAACAGUAAGAAGCAUUUCAAAGGCAAAUCAAAGCGGACAAAGAUGAGGAGUGGUAAAGGUUAUGAUGAGUUUUGAUUUGUACUGUCGAUAUUCAUCUCGGGUUCAAUGAGUUUGUCGACGCACUUUUCCUUGCUUUACUCCUUUGAAAAUGCCCCGCUCUCUUGUAUCUCAGAUGUACGUCUGUGCACAAUUCAGCAUCAGAUAUAUAUAAUUAGAAACACAAUAUAGUGACUCAAUCAACAUUUUGGUGUAUGGUGUCCCAUAAUCAUGCAAAAUCAUACACUCAAUGUGGUAUAUCAAUC